CACACCUCCACCAGCACCGUGUCAACUUCUUUAGCACCCCAGAGGGCUAUCAAUAAAAAUUGUGUGAUCCACUCUGGUGAAGCUUCGUGGAGCUGGAGCGAACUUCAGUGUGGACUCUCUCCUCUCUCUGAUUGGCUGCCGCCUGUUGCCUGUCGGAUACAAAAGCGCAGCGGAGAGGCGGGGAGGGAGAGAGAGAAGGAGCAUCACACAGCUCAUUGCACCAGGGACUUCACACAACAAAAAGUGGAACCACACCGCCAUGACAGGGAAGGAGGGAGUUGUGCUUUCAGACACCGAGAAUAAGCAGAAAUCAGCCCCACAGACCUGCGUGAACCACGGGGGACCCCCGCAGCAGCAGCAGCAGCCCCAGCAGCAGCAGCAGCAGCAGCAGGCUCCGGUCUGGAAGAUGGCCCCCACGGUGCACCGGCGCACCGGGUUCGGCAUCCAGGAGCUGCUCGGCCUGAACAAGGAGCCGCCGGCGGUGCCGAGGCGGCCGCUGGAGGCUCUGCCGCACAGGGCGCACGUCCUGGCAGCCAGGUCGGCCCUCGGACACCACGGGGGCCUCGGGGUCGGGAUGGGCUUGUUGGGACCAGAGGGAAUACACCCGUUUUACAGCCAGCCUGCGUUUCUGGAGGUGCUGUCAGAGGCGCAGAAUGUGCACCUGCAGCCGCUGCACCGAGCGGCGCACAUGGACACACAGGACGCGCAACACUCCGCCAGCUCCGAUUCUGAUGAUAUGAGUCUUUCCUCCGGCGAUCAAAAAUUCUCCAAAUCCUCCCUGAGCCAGAGCAAGAAGAGGAAGAAGAGACGACACAGAACCAUUUUCACGUCCUAUCAGCUGGAGGAGCUGGAGAAGGCUUUCAACGAGGCUCACUAUCCGGACGUGUACGCCCGAGAAAUGCUCUCCAUGAAGACCGAGCUGCCUGAGGACAGAAUACAGGUGUGGUUCCAGAACCGCAGGGCCAAGUGGAGGAAGAGGGAGAAGUGUUGGGGUCGCAGCAGCGUCAUGGCAGAGUACGGCCUGUACGGAGCCAUGGUCCGCCACUCCAUCCCGCUGCCGGAGUCCAUCCUCAAGUCAGCCAAGGAGGGCGUCACGGAGUCCUACGCCCCGUGGUUACUAGGUAUGCACAAGAAGUCCAUCGACACCUCUCCUGGAAAGCCCGGCAGCCUGACGCCACCACCGCCACCUCCACCACUGCCACCACCAGCAAUAAAGGAGAAAAAGGAGGACAAAAUGAUGGAGGAGGAGAAGGAGAAACACCUGAAAGACUUUAACACGCCGAUUACUAAAGAGGAACUGAGGGAGAACAGUAUCGCGGCGCUGCGGGCGAAGGCGCAGGAGCACAGCGCCAAGAUGCUCGGGACGGUUCCCGACAGAACAAACUCAACGCACAAAGAGGAAGCAGAGGACAAGGCGACGGAGCGGGAAACGGCAGAGAUGGCAGAGUGUGACUGAAUAAAAAAGGCUGCGGGGUACAGACUGAUGAUGAAACACCUGCAGGGUGGAGUUUGCACAACAUUUCACAGUUGCAGAGGUCUCGUUUGAUUGGUUGCGUGGAGUGUCUGGUGCAUGUGGAGUCACAGCUUAACGUCACGCUGAACCGGAAGAACCAGUUUUCUUUCUUUGCUCCCCUGUCAGGUGAAAUUAAGUUACUCGGCUCGAGCUUAUAAAAAGGUCCCAUAUUAUUCUCAGUUUCAGAUUCAUGCUUUUAUUUUGGGUGCUCACAUGCUUUAAUGUUCAAAAAACACAUUAUUCUUCUCACACUGACCACAGCUGUCGCACCUCUAUUCACCCUCUGUCUGAGCGCUCUUGUCUCUUUAAGGCCGCCCUCUCCAAAAAGCCCAGUCUGCUCUGAUUGCUCAGCUCUCACAGGCCUGAGCAGGCCCCGCCCCAAUGUGCCUUGCAGGGGGCGUGGCUUAUGGCGGUGACUGUAUAGCUGUGACAUUACAACCAUACAAAAUUCCUGACAGCCUGUUUUAAGGCACAUUUUCUGAACAUUGGCUGCGGUUUGACUGAUUUGAUACUUUCAGCACCUGGACCUGCUUUGUAAUUAAAUCAAUAUUUACAUUAAAUCUCAUUUUCUAACAACAUGGGACCUUUAACUCAACCGAUGACACAUUACAUGUACAGCUAACUCCAAACUACUCCAAACACCUUUUCAUGUCACCUUCUGCGUGAGAGUGGAGGCUUCAGCGCGGAAACGUUUCCCAGCUGGCUGCAGAUGUUUUGAUAUGGAGCAGCAUUCAAAAAUAUAUUUAUUUUCAUUAAGAAUAGCUUAACUCUACAGUUCUGUGACAUGGCAGCUACUUCGUGCAACAGUGUGGAUGAAGACGGUUUUGGAAGCGAGCCUGUUUUUAACACCCUGCCUGCUCCAGAGGCACUAAUAAGGAAGUGACUGUCUGUGACCUCUGACCUCUCUGUGAUGACUCAUGACUCGUUCAGCUGGGUCACUGAAAAAUUACGGUUAUGUAUCACAUGCUGUGAAAAGGUUACAAGCCCGUCUUUCAGCUUUUCCAACAUUUGUGAUGUACAUACUGAAAAUAAUGUCCAAUAGUUAAGACUGUUCUAUAAUGUACAGUUAACACUGUUUAUCUGUGUCUGUCUCUGUAUAAAUGUAAUUGUAGCCUAUAAUUAAAAGUUACUGAUAUUUAAAG
Molecule: messenger RNA, 2655 nt
Organism: Acanthopagrus latus (yellowfin seabream)
Lineage: Eukaryota; Metazoa; Chordata; Actinopteri; Spariformes; Sparidae
Product: visual system homeobox 2-like
Exons: 6
Coding region: 260-1456 (398 amino acids)
Biological process (GO): regulation of transcription by RNA polymerase II
Cellular component (GO): nucleus
Molecular function (GO): sequence-specific double-stranded DNA binding; DNA-binding transcription factor activity, RNA polymerase II-specific
Source: RefSeq, a predicted model, not a curated record